Brassica oleracea var. oleracea is the source of this 1136-nucleotide messenger RNA. RefSeq names its product AT-hook motif nuclear-localized protein 2-like. The record is from RefSeq and is a predicted model, not a curated record. NCBI's taxonomy places the organism in Eukaryota, Viridiplantae, Streptophyta, Magnoliopsida, Brassicales, Brassicaceae. The coding region runs from base 85 to 948 and encodes 287 amino acids. Gene Ontology annotation, molecular function: minor groove of adenine-thymine-rich DNA binding. The transcript is spliced from 4 exons.
AUUUAGAAAAUUAAUCUUCUUAUAUCCCAAAAUUUAUAUAAAGUUUGUCAAUUACAAGAAAGAAAAAAAAUAGUAUUCGUUCUUAUGGUAGUGAGAUCCAACGCGCCGUCGGACUUCCAUAUAGCUCCAAAGUCAGAAACUUCAAAUUCACCUCCAACCUCCGUUGCUUCUUCACUUCAACCGCCUCAAAACUCCUUUGCUCCGACCGGGCCGCCGCCGGCAACAGAAGGUUUUUCCACCGGACAAAUGAAGAAGAAACGUGGACGCCCUAGGAAGUACGGACACGACGGAGCGGCGGUGACGUUAUCGCCGAAUCCAAUAUCUUCAGCCGCACCAACGAGUUCUCACGUCAUCGACUUCUCGGCAGCUGGGAAACGUGGCAGAGUGAAACCAGCAACUGAAAGCUCCUUUGUCAGGACAAAGUACCAAGUCGAGAACUUAGGUGAAUGGGCUCCUUCCUCUGCCGGCGCUAAUUUCACGCCGCAUAUAAUUACGGUCAACGCAGGCGAGGACGUAACGAAGAGGAUAAUAUCGUUUUCUCAACAAGGGUCUCUCGCUAUUUGCGUUCUCUGUGCUAACGGUGUCGUUUCAAGUGUUACAAUUCGUCAGCCUGAUUCACGUGGUGGUACAUUGACAUACGAGGGUCGAUAUGAGAUACUAUCACUGUCGGGAUCAUUCAAGCCAAUCGACUCGGACAGGACACGGAGCAGAACAGGUGGAAUGACAGUGUCAUUAGCUAGUCCUGAUGGACGUGUAGUAGGAGGUGGAGUCGCUGGCUUGCUGGUUGCAGCCACUCCUAUCCAGGUGGUAGUAGGAAGUUUCAUAGCUGGAACAAACCAGCAACAUCAGAAUCCAAGGAAUCAAAACCACAGCUUCACGCCGUCUCCAAUACCAACCAUUCGUCCCACGUCAUCUUCUCUUCAGAUGGACACCACCUCUAGCUUCUAAUCCACAACACAAGCCCUCUCAUGACUUUAACUUGACCUCUUCCUUACGGAGCAGUCAUGGAUCCUCUCUGUAUUUCGGUUUAGGCUUUAUGUUGGUUUUGUAACUUAGGAUUGUUUUUCCAACUUUUUUUAUUCGGUUUCUUGAAUGUAGUAAUAGAAGUUGAAUCAAUGAUUUGAACCUUCAACCCA